Messenger RNA from Thamnophis sirtalis, 2319 nucleotides. The record is from RefSeq and is a predicted model, not a curated record. Lineage: Eukaryota; Metazoa; Chordata; Lepidosauria; Squamata; Natricidae.
GCACGGAGACACGGUUCCAAAGAGAAGUCCUCCAAGAAGCACAGGCCCGAAGAGCAUAACGACAAGGACCACCCUUCGGAUAAAGGGAGGGAGAGCCUGAACUCUUCUUCGGAGAAUGGCGAGGAACGGCACAAGCGCAAGGAGAGGAAGCCCUCCAGGGGACGCAGCCAUUCAAGGUCUCGUUCGCGGGAAAGGCGGCACCGUAGUCGAAGCCGCGAUAGAAAAAAAUCCCGCUCCCGAAGUCGAGAGAAAAAGCGGCGCGUGAGAUCCAGAUCUCGAUCCAAAUCCAGGCACAGGCAUAGAAGUCCCAGCAGAAGCAGGAGCCGCAGCCGGAGCAGGGAAAGAAAGAAGAGACCGGAAAAACCACGAAGGUUCAGCCGAAGUCACAGCCGAACUCCGAGCCCCCCGCCUUUCAGGGGGCGAAACACAGCGAUGGAUGCCCAGGAAGCCUUGGCCAGGAGGUUGGAAAGAGCCAAAAAAUUGCAAGAACAGAGAGAGAAAGAACUGGUGGAGAAGCAGAAGCAACAGGAAAUGGUUGCCGCGGCUGCUGCCACCGGCGGGUCCGUCAUCAACGUCGCGGCUCUCCUGGCUUCUGGGACACAGGUCACUCCGCAAAUAGCCAUGGCAGCUCAGAUGGCAGCCCUGCAGGCGAAGGCUCUGGCCGAGACGGGGAUAGCCGUCCCCAGCUACUACAACCCGGCAGCGGUGAACCCCAUGAAGUUUGCCGAGCAAGAAAAGAAGAGGAAAAUGCUGUGGCAGGGCAAGAAAGAAGGGGAUAAAUCACAAUCUGCGGAAAUCUGGGAGAAGCUGAAUUUCGGAAAUAAGGACCAAAAUGUCAAGUUUAGGAAGUUGAUGGGCAUUAAGCACGAGGAGGAAGCCGGGGGGGCGGCUAGCAGUUCAGUGGACGAGGAGAGUUAUAAGACUUUGAAACAGCAAGAAGAAGUCUUCCGCAAUCUGGACGCACAGUACGAAAUGGCCAGGUCGCAGACGCACACCCAAAGAGGAAUGGGGCUGGGCUUUACGUCUUCGAUGCGAGGAAUGGACGCCGUUUGAGGCAAAGGCCUUCGGACAGCUUUUGAGACUCCCGACCAAGGUUUUCUGGUUGCGGUGUGUUGGCUUCCUUGUUCACCGACAGCUGGCAUCCUAGCUUGCAUGGGUGUUAACAUUGACUUUUAAUUUAUUGACAUUACAAUUUUUUUUUUUUUUGUAAAUACCAGAUCAGUGAUAACUGGUGGUUCCAUGUUGUAAUCAGGUUAUUAUACUCAAACUUCCAUUAUACGCGCCAGAGCUCCAGAAGGGACGCUUCUACUUCUGUGGUUUUCGAAUCGGAGCAGCCGAGGGUGAACGCCCCCCACACGGAUAUUUUGUGUGUGUCCACCACCGUCUCUCUCUCUCUCUUGUGUACUUUUUUGUACUUUAAACUUGUACAGUUAUUUUCAACUCUUGGAACAUAAACAAAAAAAAACACAUUGUGUUGGUGUUAAAAAACUAGCAGAUCGAGCCCGUGGGUAGAUAAAUGCAGUGCAACAACCUGGUUAAUAAAACAUGUUGUUUUUUUUUUUCUCAAGUAGUAUAUUCUAUUUAAGUUUAGUGGAUAAAUCAUUCCGCAGUUAAUUUCACGGAGUAUAUUUUUUAAAAUGAGUGCUCAGCCCAAUGCAGGGAAGUAGAGGAUAGGAUUUAAGUAAGUAGAGGAUAAAAGAAUACUGCAGGCUGUUAGCUGUAUCAAAAUACUAUAUCCUAAUUACGCUCAUCUUCCUUACCGAGCAAUUCUUUCCUCCUUGAUUUAAGCAGUUUUGUUCUGUGAAAAGCUCUUAAUACCGUAGAGGCAAAAACUGGGUUUUAAUAGCCGUUGCCAGAUUAACCGAAUGUAAAAAGUGAAAUGUAAACUCCUGUGCUAAUUAUAAAUAUGAGAUAUGAGCAGCAGUUGUUAAGAGGGAAGGACCUCAGAUAAGGUGAGAAAAGAGUCUCGUAAAUAACCAAAAUUUGAUAUUGGUGGAUGCCCCAGGGCUGUAGUUCAGUCCCCACUUUUAAUCUGUUAAAGAGAUUUUAGAUUGAGAUUAAUCCGUCCUAUGAAACCUGAAUAAUCUCCCCACACCCAACAGAGGCAGGUUGAGAACAGGGAUGGCGGACGGAUUAAAAAUCCCAAACGGAAUGGAGGACCCCAAGUGUUAAAAGAGUUGCAGUUUUUUGGAAUUUGUGGCCGGGGAAACCAGGAAGAAUUUGUGCUGCGUGUGAUUGAUGGUGUCUGCAGGGGCAGUUUUAUAUCAAAGAGAGUAGCAGGAACUGAUAAAAUAUUCCAUUAAAAGCGUUGAAAAUCUA